Molecule: messenger RNA, 2277 nt
Organism: Owenia fusiformis
Lineage: Eukaryota; Metazoa; Annelida; Polychaeta; Sabellida; Oweniidae
Source: the annotation of a GenBank genome assembly
GCUUUUAGAACACAAUGUAUGUAUACAAACACAUGUCGUCCUAAACGUCACGUGAUGUUUUGUUGCUAAAUGGGGUCGCAUUGUAAUGGCUGUAACAUCAUCUGCAUGCAUGUGUUUGUCAUUUCCCUGGUAGCUGGUAAAGUCUUUGCGUCAAUAUUCCUACAUCAUCUAUGACAGUAGUAGUAGUCUGGUCUGGCUUCGCUACAGAACAUUAAAAUCUGUAACCACAUCAUGAGGGAAAUGCAUUUAUUGUGAUCUAUUUAAAUAAGAACAUCCUGCGGAGCGAGAGAACAUAUGGACCGAGAUCUCUAAGAAUACACAGAGCAUAAACAGUGAUAAACUAAUAGAGGGUUGGAGUCGCAGAAACGAAAGGUAUACACCUCUGCAAAGUGAUUACAAUUUGGGGUCAUUGUGAACUAGACUAGAACUCAUAAAGACAGAGGACCUUAUAAACUGACUCAUCAAAUCCAGAAUACAUUAUAACGCAAUAAACAGAAAUACAAUACUGGCAAAUCUGGAUCACAUAGAAGACAAUAAAAGAAAGAGCUAAGUAGAGACAAUACAAGCAGCAUCAGACCAGGAACUGAACAAGGGGAUUCAGUGCAUAGAUUCUAUAGGGGACUACACAUCAAUAGGGUCAAUUUAGUGUUAUUACCAGGAUGAAGCAGAUACUGCAACAGCUCUUUGUGCUAGGAUUACUGAUGCUUGUGCUAGGGAUCACUCAAACCAAUGCAAUAGCCAGCAUAUACCUGACGAGAUGUAGUGGUGUUGAAAAUUAUCCGGCAUUCGAAGAGGCAAAUGUCUUCUCACAGAAGGACAUGAAUUACAGUGGAAGCAUUGACUGUCAAGCAACAGUAUCUGUGCCAGAAGGAUAUAGAAUGGAAAUCACAUUCAACCUUUUUGAUAUCCAGCCUAAGGUAGAUGGUGAAUGUGUAGACUUUUUGCAGAUUUAUGAAGGUACUACUGCUGAAGGAUCUGCAGUGACAGAAAAAUUGUGUGGAAAUGAGAUACCCCGUGACCUUACACUAGACACAAACAAGGCCACUAUAGUGUUCCAUACUGAUGAAGCAGCAGAAAAUGGGUACAAAGGAUAUGAACUUACGUACAGGCAACAUGGAAUGUAUCAAGAGGACAAGCCUACCUGUUACAGUUGCACAGAUACCACCAACACUGGUGACUGCUUCAACAACACUCAAGCCAUAGGAACAGAACAAUGUCCAGCUGACAAACCAUACUGCUAUUCCCUAGCCAAAUAUAAUGCAUACACAGAUGAAUUCAUCAGUGUAGAGAGAGGAUGUACAAGUGGAACAAUGGCGGAAUGUCUUGAUAAUACAUACUGCAGUAGCUAUAGGUGUAAUUCAUAUAAGUGUAAUCAUAGUGAGAAGAAAUUCUACAGAAAUUCCAAUAGUGUUGGCUCCAAUACGAGCUCUAUUGUGUUAUUGCUUUUUACAGUGCUGAUGUACUUUGCAUAAUACAUUGAUUAUAAACGAGCAUGGAUAAUGAAUUGAUUUGAUAAAAUAUAUUCUAUCAAUCAGAAUAGUUUUGUCAAUUGAAAGAAAUAUGGGAAUUCUAUUGGAGUUCUGGAAUUUCUAUACAUGCUUAACAACUUUGUCUGAUCGACCUCUUUGAAAUAUACUGCCACAAAGAUUUUACAUGUUUUUUUAAAUGAUUGCAGUGGAUACUCAUUAUCCCAUUGCCAUGGGACACCUAAAAGCUGUCAAAUGAACUUGAAAGUGUAUAUACCAAGGACAGAACACAGAAUAAUUACACAUUCAAUCUAGAAAAACCGGUUCAUUUAGUGUUGCCUCAAGCCCUUGUGUAAACCCCAUCAGGAAAUACGACCGAAGGGAAAUAAAGUAGAAAAUGCUGAGGACCAGAGACAUGAUGCUAGGCUUUAUCUUAUAUUUUAGUGGGGAUAUAUACAGAUUCCAAUUGUGAAUUUAAGGACCGCCUACAUGUAGAACCCUAAGCAAUGACUCAACGUUGUCCCAACUAGCCUUGUUUUGUGUGUUCUGGCCCAGACAGAGUUUUUAUUCUGUUAAAGCAUGGUGUUCUAAAUGUCAACAGUAGUGACAUUAAUUACAUUUGCAGGGAAGGGGUAGAAGAUGGAUUUCAUUAUGUUGAAAAAUCAUAUUUACAAAAGAAGUGAAAUGAACUGUUUAUUCGCCAACUGUCAACAUUUGAACACCAUCUCUUAUUGUUAUCACAAGGCAUGAACCUGGUGAAGUAAGAUGGUCAAUGAUCUCAAAAUAUUGCAUAUUAUAGUUUGCUAUAUCU